GCGCCGUUUGGCUCCGCUCGGCUCCGCUCCGCUCCGCUCCGCUCCGCUCCGCUGCCCGCCCGCCAUGGCCCGGCGCAGCGCACUCUCCAUCCGCAUCGUGGAGGGCAGGAACCUGCCCGCCAAGGACAUCACGGGCAGCAGUGACCCGUACUGCAUCGUGAAGAUCGAUGAUGAGGCCAUCAUCAGGACUGCCACAGUGUGGAAGACGCUGUCCCCGUUCUGGGGGGAGGAAUACGAGGUGCAGCUCCAGCCCGGUUUCCACAGCAUCUCCAUCUACGUCAUGGACGAGGAUGCGCUCAGCCGUGAUGACAUUAUUGGGAAGGUCUGCAUCACCCGGGACAUGCUGGCAGAGCACCCCAAGGGAUACAGCGGCUGGAUGAGCCUCAGCGAGGUGGACCCUGAUGAGGAGGUGCAGGGGGAGAUCCACCUGCGGGUGGAGGUCCUGGGCAGCCAGGGCAGCCGGCGGCUGCGCUGCUCCGUGCUGGAGGCCAGGGAUUUGGCCAGGAAGGACCGGAAUGGCGCCUCCGACCCCUUUGUCCGCCUGCGCUACAAUGGGAAGACACAAGAGAGCACCGUGGUCAAGAAAUCCUGUUACCCGCGCUGGAAUGAGACCUUCGAGUUUGAGCUGGCUGAGCCUGCCGGGGAGAAGCUCUGCGUGGAGGUGUGGGACUGGGACCUGGUCGGCAGGAACGACUUCCUGGGCAAGGUGGUGUUCAGCGUCCAGGGGCUGGAAGCGGCCGGGCAGGAGGAGGGGUGGUUCAGGCUGUGGCCGGACAAGUCCAAGCCGACAGAGGAUGAGCGCCGGGGCAGCCUGGGCUCGCUGCAGCUGCAGGUGAAGCUUCGGGACGAGACAGUGCUUCCCCCCGACUGCUACCAGCCCCUGGUGCAGCUCCUGUGCCAGGAGGUGAAGUCGGGGCGCCAGGAUGGCCAAGUGCACCUGGUCACCCUCCUGGACGAAGCCACCACGGCCGAGUGCCGGCAGGAGGUCGCCAUCAGCUUGGUCAAACUCUUCCUGGGCCAGGGGCUGGUCAAGGAGUUCCUGGACCUGCUCUUCGAGCUGGAGCUGGCCAAGCCCUGUGAGCCCAACACUCUGUUCCGGAGCAACUCUCUGGCCUCGAAGUCCAUGGAGUCAUUCCUCAAGGUGAUGGGGAUGCCAUACCUGCACUUUGUCCUGGGGCCCACCAUCGCCCGCGUGUUCGAGGAGAAGAAAUACGUGGAGCUGGACCCGGGCAAGGUGGAGAUCAGAGACGUCGGGUGCUCGGGGCUGCACCGGGUGCAGACGGAGGGCGAGGUGAUCGAGCAGGGCCGCCAGCACCUCCAGUCCUACCUGGGCGAGCUCCUGGAUGCCAUCGUCAGGUCGGCCCCGGCGUGUCCGCCCCUCAUCCGCGCCGCGUUCCGCCAGCUCUUCCAGCGCGUCGGGGAGCGCUUCCCGCAGCACCAGCACGCCAAAUUUGUGGCCGUCACCAGCUUCCUGUGCCUGCGCUUCUUCUCCCCGGCCGUGAUGACGCCCAAGCUGUUCCAGCUGCGGGACGCGCACGCUGAUGCUCGGACCAGCCGCACGCUGCUGCUGCUGGCCAAGGCCAUCCAGCUGGUGGGGAACAUGGAGCCGGCGGCCGGGCGCGCCAAGGAGACGUGGCUGUCCCCGCUGCUGCCCGCCCUGCAGCAGGGCACCGCCCGCAUGAGGGACUUCAUCACCCGCCUGGUGCGCACGGAGGAGGACAAGGGCGAGGAGGAGGGCGAGGGGCGGCCGCUGGGGCCCCCCCCGGCCGCGGUGAAGGAGGGGCUGCUGCUGGUGCACAAGACACGGGGCAAGGGGCCUCUGCUCGCUGCCGCCGCCGGCAAGAAACUCCAUUUCUGCCUCACCGGGGAGUCCCUGAGCUUCGGCAAGAGCCCCAGUGCAGAGCGUAUCGGUGCCAUCGCCCUGGGCGACAUCCUGGCGGCCGAGAAGGUGGAGGAGAAGAGCUUCGGCAGCUCCCACGUCAUGCAGGUGGUCUACAUGACCAGGGGCGGGCAGCAGGAGACAGCCUACCUGCAGUGCAAGUGUGUCAACGAGCUGAACCAGUGGCUGUCGGCCCUGCGCAAGGCGUGCGGUAACAACCCCCGCGUGCUCCGCUCCUACCACCCCGGCGUCUUCCGCGGGGACAAGUGGAGCUGCUGCCACCAGCGGGACAGGACAGGGUUGGGAUGCGACCGGACGCGGCACGGCGUCACCUUGCAGGACUGGAGUGACCCCCUGGACCCCACGGUGGAAGCUCAGCGCCUCUUCCACCACCUCCAGGGCCUCCGGGGGACACUCAGGGAAAAAUACUGGGAGCUGCUGGAGCCGGAGGACGGCCGGAAUGGCCCCCGGGGUGAAGACGCUCCCCUGCCCGAGGGGCUGAGCCGGCUCUUCGCGGUGCUGGGGGAGCUGGAGCGUUGUCAUCGCCGGGCGCAGCCCCCGGAGCCCCCGGCCCCGGCCCUGCUGCAGCUGCAGACGUGAGAGAGGCGGUGAAGGCCGCGGGGGCGG
Molecule: messenger RNA, 2506 nt
Organism: Hirundo rustica (Barn swallow)
Lineage: Eukaryota; Metazoa; Chordata; Aves; Passeriformes; Hirundinidae
Product: ras GTPase-activating protein 4-like
Exons: 20
Coding region: 65-2479 (804 amino acids)
Biological process (GO): regulation of GTPase activity; intracellular signal transduction
Source: RefSeq, a predicted model, not a curated record